ACAUUCUUUGACACCCACCCGGUGUCCUGUGUGCGUGCGGUGAACCAGGCUCUUGAAUCUGUGGAAAUCAACUCGAAGAUCGCACAACGUGACUACGCCGAUGCCUCUACCUUCCUCCGUUCUCUCGCCACCACCAGCUAGAAACCAUUGA
Molecule: messenger RNA, 151 nt
Organism: Dibothriocephalus latus
Lineage: Eukaryota; Metazoa; Platyhelminthes; Cestoda; Diphyllobothriidea; Diphyllobothriidae
Source: the annotation of a GenBank genome assembly